AUGUGGCAGGGCGAAAUGCAAACCUGCGAUGAUAAUCUAUCCGUACCUCGCGACAAUAUCCAGUCUUGUACUCUGACUUCCGUAUUCAAGACACAGGCAAAAGAGAUGAUGAAUGCAAAGGUCACUUUUUCGGCUUUCUUUUCAAUUGCGGCUAUCAUUGUUUCGAAUAUCAAAGUUCCACCUUUGCUCAUUUUUGUCUGGAACCUACUUGCGAUAAUUCCGUUGUCAAUCACACUCACCGAAGCUACCGAACUAAUAUCCCGAGAUUUGGGUGAGACAGCCGGUGCUCUUCUCAAUAUUAGUGUUGGGAAUCUGGCAGAGCUCAUUGUUUUCCUAACCGCCCUGCUGAAGAACGAGAUCAAAGUAGUUCAAUUAUCACUACUUGGCUCUAUACUCGUAAAUCUUCUCCUUGUCCUCGGGUCCGCAAUCAUAGCAGGCUCUAUCACCUCACAGAACCUAACUUAUAACACCGAACCAACCCACUCCUUUGUGGGCCUCCUCAAUCUUACAACCUGCUGCCUUGUGAUUCCAAGUGCUUUUUACGGGAUAGUGAAGAAUACUGAAUCCGCUGAUCACAUGUCGUUAGAGUUCAGCAGAGCUGUCUCAUUUAUCCUCCUUGGAAUCUACUUCUUGUAUCUUUUUUUCCAAUUCAACUUCCAUCCUGGUCUGUUUACGCGGCGUGCUAUUUCAAGCGCAGCCGAGCCACUCGGGAGUACUUGUCGGAGUCUUACAGAUAUCGAAUCACAGCCUACAAGUGUCGGCGCACGCGAGGAAGAAUCUUCACCACAAAUGCAGCAGGCAGAGCGAUCCACUUCUCCAAUUUUCUCUAGCAUACAGAUUGAAUCAACAUUGCCACUGAUUCAAAUGGAGGCGGAAAGAGCUGGAGUUUGUCCCCUCCAAGGAAGUAACAACCUUGACAAGAACCACACAGGAUGUCGCUGUGAUUACAACAUUGUAUUAGCAAACCGCACGCUAGCGUGUACUCUGCUCGUCACCUCCACAAUACUAAUCGCCAUCUGCGCUGAAUACUUCGCCUUGACGCUCGAGUUACUGAACGAACAAGGAAUAUUGAGCGAAUCAUUUGUCGGGCUCAUCAUCAUUCCUAUCGCCGGAAAUGUUGCUGAGAAUGUCACAGCAGUGGUUGUCGCCGCGAAAGACCAGAUGGAUCUCGCAAUCAGUGUUGCUCUGGGAUCGGCUAUUCAAAUUGGCCUUUUAGUGUCUCCUCUUGUGAUUUUAAUGGGCUGGGCACUUGGGAAAUCUAUGACUCUAAGCUUUGAUGGCUUUGAACUAGUCACACUGGUUGGUGCAGUUCUUUUAGUGAGUUUUAUCGUUUUGAAGGGAAAGACCAAUUAUUUGGAAGGGUCUAUAUUAUGCGCUUGUUUCGCGGCUGUUUCGUAUGUUGGCCCCAUUCUGGACAGCGUAGUCAAUUUCUCACAUCUAACUAGUGUCGGGGCGUUUCUUCUGCCUGAAUGA
This is a messenger RNA of Penicillium nucicola, 1473 nucleotides long. RefSeq names its product Sodium/calcium exchanger membrane region. Lineage: Eukaryota; Fungi; Ascomycota; Eurotiomycetes; Eurotiales; Aspergillaceae. Bases 1 to 1473 code for a protein of 490 amino acids. The record is from RefSeq and is a predicted model, not a curated record. Gene Ontology annotation, biological process: intracellular calcium ion homeostasis; calcium ion transmembrane transport. The transcript is spliced from 4 exons. Gene Ontology annotation, cellular component: fungal-type vacuole membrane. Gene Ontology annotation, molecular function: calcium:proton antiporter activity.